CCUCCCGGCGAAAGGGGCGGGACUUGGGCGGGGGAGGCGGCUGGUGAAGCGGAGCGGCCAGCCAUGGAGCCGGGCUCUGGAGCCGCGCCGACAAGAUCCCUUCUGACCGUGCCACACCAUGCCCCUCAGUCUCUUCCGGCGCCUUCUCCUCGUCGCCCUGCUGUUGGUGAUUGUCUGGACCCUAUUUGGGCCCUCGGGCAUCGGGGAAGAGCUGCUGAGCCUCUCGCUAGCCUCCCUGGUCCCUGCCCCUGUCUCGCCUGGGCCGCCCCUGGCCCUGCCCCGCCUCUUGAUCCCCAACGAGAAGCUGUGUAGUGGUCCCGUUGCCCCUCCCUUCCUGCUAAUCCUAGUGUGCACGGCCCCAGAGAACCUGAACCAGAGAAAUGCCAUUAGGGCCUCAUGGGGCGGCCUACGCGAGGCCCAAGGGCUCAGGGUGCAGACUCUCUUUCUACUGGGGGAGCCAAGCUGGCGCCAUCCCACCGGGGACUCCCACGGGAACGACCUGGCACGCGAGUCUGCGGCCCAGGGGGACAUCAUGCAGGCGGCCUUCCAGGAUUCCUACCGCAACCUCACCCUCAAGACCCUCAGUGGGCUCAACUGGGCGGACAAACACUGCCCCAUGGCCUGCUACAUCCUCAAAACUGACGAUGACGUGUAUGUCAACGUCCCGGAACUGGUAUCAGAGCUGGUCCGGCGAGGGGGCCAUUGGGAGCAACAGAAGAGGGGCAUGGAGCCCCAGAAAAAGGCUAAGGUUGGAGAUGAAAAGUGGGAAGGAGGCCCCACCUUGGGGAGCCAGCCAGUGCCUCUUUUGUAUUUGGGCCGUGUGCACUGGUGGGUGCACCCCUCUCGGACACCAGGGGGCAAGCACCAGAUAUCAGAGGAGCAGUGGCCUCCCACCUGGGGCCCCUUUCCCCCCUAUGCCUCAGGCACAGGUUAUGUGCUAUCAGCUUCUGCCGUGCAGCUCAUCCUGAAGGUGGCCAGCCGGGCACCCCCUCUGCCUCUGGAGGAUGUCUUUGUGGGAGUAAGUGCCCGACGAGGAGGCCUCACCCCAACCCACUCUGUCAAGCUGGCUGGUGCGACCCACUACCCUCUGGACCGGUGCUGCUAUGGGAAAUUCCUGCUGACAUCCCACGGGUUGGAUCCCAUGGAGAUGCAGAAAGCCUGGAAGCUGGUGGAUGGCUCUAAUGGUGAAAGAACUGAACCCCACUGCUCCUGGCUCCAGGGAGCACUAGGCAUCCUGCGGUGUCGGGUAAUAGCCUGGCUUUACAGCUGAGAGUGCUUGGGGGCUCACAAGAGGGACGAGGAGUGGAGGGUCCAGCUAGCACCCCCACGAGCUCUCUCCCAGGCCCAAGGCAGGGGCCCUAGCUGGCUGCCCGUGAUCAGCUUCCCCACACCAGACACUCAGUCUGUCACUGAAGACUGAGGGAUACAGGAGAAACCUAGAAGCCUGACCUGCCAGCCCCAAAGAUGGUCAUCAGGAAGAGCAGCACAUGCUGGGUUGUUCUCUCCAGCCAUGGCAGAAGGGGCAUAAGCCCCUCAAUAAACCUGUCUCUCUUCC
This is a messenger RNA of Camelus dromedarius (Arabian camel), 1555 nucleotides long. It is a transcript of the gene B3GALT4, whose product is annotated as beta-1,3-galactosyltransferase 4. Lineage: Eukaryota; Metazoa; Chordata; Mammalia; Artiodactyla; Camelidae. Bases 119 to 1270 code for a protein of 383 amino acids. The transcript is spliced from 2 exons. Gene Ontology annotation, cellular component: Golgi membrane. The record is from RefSeq and is a predicted model, not a curated record. Gene Ontology annotation, molecular function: N-acetyl-beta-D-glucosaminide beta-(1,3)-galactosyltransferase activity.